AUGCUAUUUCCAACUGUUUUGUGGGCACAAACAAAAAAGGCACUAUUUGUCACUGUUGACCUGCCUGAUCUUAAGGACUAUAAGGUCGAAUUGGAAGAAAAUUACUUGAAGUUUCAUGCUAAUGUAGAAAAUAAUGAAUAUGAAUUCAAACUAGAUUUUCUGAAACCUAUAAAUAAAGAUGAAAGCAGGUAUCAAGUUACAAGGGCUCUCCAUUUUAUGUUGACAAAGAAAGAAGAGGAACGUUGGAGUUCUAUUGUAAAAGAUUCUUCAAAAACAAAGAAUUGGCUUAAGUGUGACUGGAAUAGAUGGAUAGAUACAGAUGAAGAGGAAAAUCCCUCAAAUAAGUUUGAUAUGUUUGGUGGAAUGGAUGGGAUGAUGGGUGGAAUGGGUGGAAUGGGUGGAAUGGGUGGAUUUGACUUGAGCCAACUUGGUGACAUGAGCGGUAUGGGAAAUAUGAAUUUUGAUGAAGACGAUAUUCCUGAAGAUGAAGAUGAUGAGGAGCCAAAAGAAAGGCCAGAUUGUUCGAGUGAGUGCUGCGAUCAUGAGCACAAGCAUUAG
This is a messenger RNA of Cryptosporidium ubiquitum, 558 nucleotides long. RefSeq names its product P23 HSP20-like chaperones fold. Gene Ontology annotation, molecular function: Hsp90 protein binding; protein-folding chaperone binding. The transcript has a single exon. Gene Ontology annotation, cellular component: nucleus; cytosol. The record is from RefSeq and is a predicted model, not a curated record. NCBI's taxonomy places the organism in Eukaryota, Apicomplexa, Conoidasida, Eucoccidiorida, Cryptosporidiidae. Gene Ontology annotation, biological process: protein folding; chaperone-mediated protein complex assembly. The coding region runs from base 1 to 558 and encodes 185 amino acids.